UUAUACCUAUAAGAAAGCCGCGGGGCCGAUGACGAGUCUCUUUGUCGUGAUGCGAUCGUUUGCGAGGUCGUCGGCGUCGCCGAUCGGAGAGUCGCUCUCGGCGCGUCGACCGAGUGCAGCAGCAAUAAGAAUGAAGAGCAGCGAGGACGAGGAGGCGUCGUCGGCCCAGCUUGCGGCUGCUCUGGCCCAGGUCGACGUGGAGAGGCUGCCGCCGCGGCUCGUCGUGACCGGCGAGCGCAGACCGCGCUGGAACGCGCGCAACGUCACGCCCGUGUCGCCGCAUCAGCUGAUCGACGGCAGAAUCAUCAGGAGCGCUUUGCUGCUCAACCGGCGCAAGAAGAAGAAGAGAGCGCUCAGGUUCCCCGACGACGAGGUCGCCGGUGCCCUCGAGCCCGAGAACCCCUGGAAGUUUCGUAAGGAUCUCAAGCGAGACGCGGUGAUAGCGGCUUACAAGGAAGCUUGCGCGAAGCACAAAGCUUCCGUCCAUCAGAACAUCAUCUACCAGCUGAAGUCUACCAACAACAUUGACGACCGCUGCGAGGAGCUGAAUUUCACAGAGAUAAGUCUCUGGCCCAACGACUGCGAGGCCUUGGAGGAGAUCUUCCGGAGAAUCUUGUUCCACAAGAUCAACCUCGACGGCGCGAUCGUCGACGACUCGAGCGCAGAGAUCCUGUGCCAAAUCUUCGAAUUCUACGAGUCGGUCACGCACCUCGACAUCUCGAACAACCACACGAUCGGCACCUACGGAUGGCAGGCCUGCAGUCGAAUGCUGAGAAAAACCCUGUCGCUGAAGCGCCUCGACGCCUGUAACGUUCGGCUGAACGAGGAGUACAUGACGAUUCUGACUCGGGGCCUGAGAUACGCCUACCUCUACAUCCUCAGAUUCGACUCCUGCAGACUGUCCGGUCGACUCAUGGAACUGUUGGUCGUAGCAUUGAAGUUCAACAUGGCCCUGAGACAGCUGUACAUCUGCAACAAUCAGCUGCAGGGGUCGGAUUGCGUGCAGAUACAGACCCUCUUGAAGUUCAACAGUCGGCUCUCGUACCUCGACCUGAGCGACAAUCUCAUCGACGACGACAGCCUGUACUUCGUGGUCAACGGCCUCACUCACCAACUGCAUUUCGGCAGAUUCAGCAAGUCGAAAAAGGGCCUGGAGAGCCUGAUACUCUGGAACAACCGGCUGACCAGACGAUCGGCCAGCCACCUUAACGCCGCCAUUGUAGAGGGAGUCCAGGACUUUGAAGUAUCUGAACGUGGGCUCGAACGUCCUCAUGGAUGACACCAUUAUGGACAUCAGGGAUUCGCUGAUGGAGAACAAGAGGCUCGUACGACUGGACCUCAGGUCCUGCGAGAUCUCGUGCUUCGGACUCUCGGAGCUGGCUCGGGCUUUGAAGGACAACGAUGUCCUGCAGUCGAUGGACGUGCGGAACAAUCCGAUUUACAAACUGGGAGUUCAAUCCAUCGUCGACGCUCUGGACACGAACAAGCACCUGAUUGAAUUUAACAUCGACGAAAAAUCGAAAAUGAAAUCGUCGAGUAAAAUAAAGAUCAAGUACAGCGAGUUGGUGAAGCGAGUGCAGGCCCUCUGCGAGAGGAACAAAGCGCUCAUGAAGGAAGAAGGAAGCGAGGGGAGUACAGAGGAAGACGACGACAGUGACGAAAAGGAUGAUUCGAUGUUUGGGGAGGAUGAUCUCGACAAUCUGGACGAACCUCAGGAGGAGCUUCCUGACGAAUUCAAGCGCUACAUGACCUGGAAGAUAUAGAUCUGUCACGAUUGCAAAAUUACGAUUCGAAAAAUUCACGUGAACGUCAAAUCGAGGGAAAAGAAAAUUUAGAAUGAAAGUUUAGCCAAGAAUACUCUGAUAAAAGCAAUAAUUAAUUACUUUUUAGUAUUAAAAUGCCAUACAAAUUAAGUAUUACUAUUACUGUAGUCUUAGCUUUUAAUAAAAAAAAAA
Molecule: messenger RNA, 1955 nt
Organism: Nasonia vitripennis (jewel wasp)
Lineage: Eukaryota; Metazoa; Arthropoda; Insecta; Hymenoptera; Pteromalidae
Product: protein phosphatase 1 regulatory subunit 37
Exons: 10
Coding region: 29-1279 (416 amino acids)
Source: RefSeq, a predicted model, not a curated record